AUGAAAUUCCUUGAAGAGCUCAAACCAAAAUUAGUCGAGCUGGGUCUAGAUCAAGCUACAUAUUUAAAAGACCUUCAAAAGACCCAUUCUUAUCCAAAAGAUGGGCCUUGGACCGGCAUUAGAGACGACGGAAUCUUCAACUGGGAAGAGUACGACUAUGACGCCGGGCAUGUUCGUUUUGGCAUUAUCAAUGAGACGCCUGGAAGACUUACCAUCCACUUCAGUAAGCGCCAUCCUCAUAUGGAUACGGAAUAUCAAGUCGUCUCGCGUAUUAUCACGGAUGCUGUUCUCGUCGUUCCACAGAGAAACUCUAAUUUAUACGAAAUUCCCGCCGGAAGCACUGUCAAAUUCUGCUUCGAGUUCCCGGCUGAGUACUUCAAUCACAAUCAGGAACAGCGGCCAUUCAUUUAUCUGUGUCUCCGCGGGCCGGCUGACCAUGAAUUGCGCUACAAAUUUGCUACGCUUGCUAUAGUACUAAAUAAA
Molecule: messenger RNA, 483 nt
Organism: Mesorhabditis spiculigera
Lineage: Eukaryota; Metazoa; Nematoda; Chromadorea; Rhabditida; Rhabditidae
Source: the annotation of a GenBank genome assembly